AUGCAGUCCGUCCUGCUCCUUCUGGCGGUAGCUGCCAGCGCACAAGCUUUCGGCCUGAGACACAGAGCUGAUGGUGGCGCUAUCAGCGCCUCCCAAGCGGAGGCCUCAUCAACAGGCGUGGGUGCUGGACUGUUAGGCCUUGGACUUGGUGCUUCCACGAGUCACGCCUCGGCAGAAUCCGUUGGAGUGGGCCGCAGUUAUGGUGGGUUUAGUGCUUCUAAUGCAGAGUCUUCAUCAGUAGGACUGGGAGCUGGACUUCUGGGCUUAGGCGUUGGUGGUUCCAUGAGCCACUCCUCAUCACAAGCUCUCGGAGUGGGCAGAGGUGACGGCAGCUUCAGUGGCUCAAGUGCAGAGGCAUCAUCUACAGGAAUUGGCGCUGGUCUUCUUGGAGGUGGACUGGCUGGUUCCCAGAGUCAAGCUUCAGCAGGAUCUGUUGGUGUAGGCCGCGGUGAUGGUGGGUUUAGUGCUUCUAAUGCAGAGUCUUCAUCAGUAGGACUGGGAGCUGGACUUCUGGGCUUAGGCGUUGGUGGUUCCAUGAGCCACUCCUCAUCACAAGCUCUCGGAGUGGGCAGAGGUGAUGGCAGCUUCAGUGGCUCAAGUGCAGAGGCAUCAUCUACAGGAAUUGGCGCUGGUCUUCUUGGAGGUGGACUGGCUGGUUCCCAGAGUCAAGCUUCAGCAGGAUCUGUUGGUGUAGGCCGCGGUGAUGGUGGGUUUAGUGCUUCUAAUGCAGAGUCUUCAUCAGUAGGACUGGGAGCAGGACUUCUGGGCUUAGGCGUUGGUGGUUCCAUGAGCCACUCCUCAUCACAAGCUCUCGGAGUGGGCAGAGGUGACGGCAGCUUCAGUGGCUCAAGUGCAGAGGCAUCAUCUACAGGAAUUGGCGCUGGUCUUCUAGGAGGUGGACUGGCUGGUUCCCAGAGUCAAGCUUCAGCAGGAUCUGUUGGUGUAGGCCGCGGUGAUGGUGGGUUUAGUGCUUCUAAUGCAGAGUCUUCAUCAGUAGGACUGGGAGCUGGACUUCUGGGCUUAGGCGUUGGUGGUUCCAUGAGCCACUCCUCAUCACAAGCUCUCGGAGUGGGCAGAGGUGAUGGCAGCUUCAGUGGCUCAAGUGCAGAGGCAUCAUCUACAGGAAUUGGCGCUGGUCUUCUUGGAGGUGGACUGGCUGGUUCCCAGAGUCAAGCUUCAGCAAGAUCUGUUGGUGUAGGCCGUGGUGAUGGUGGGUUUAGUGCUUCUAAUGCAGAGUCUUCAUCAGUAGGACUGGGAGCUGGACUUCUGGGCUUAGGCGUUGGUGGUUCCAUGAGCCACUCCUCAUCACAAGCUCUCGGAGUGGGCAGAGGUGACGGCAGCUUCAGUGGCUCAAGUGCAGAGGCCUCAUCUACAGGAAUUGGCGCUGGUCUUCUAGGAGGUGGACUCGCUGGUUCCCAGAGUCAAGCUUCAGCAGGAUCUGUUGGUGUAGGCCGCGGUGAUGGUGGGUUUAGUGCUUCUAAUGCAGAGUCUUCAUCAGUAGGACUGGGAGCAGGACUUCUGGGCUUAGGCGUUGGUGGUUCCAUGAGCCACUCCUCAUCACAAGCUCUCGGAGUGGGCAGAGGUGACGGCAGCUUCAGUGGCUCAAGUGCAGAGGCAUCAUCUACAGGAUUUGGCACUGGUCUUCUUGGAGGUGGACUGGCUGGUUCCCAGAGUCAAGCUUCAGCAGGAUCUACCGGUAUAGGCCACGGAGGUAGUGGGUUUAGCUCAUCUAAUGCAGAGUCUUCAUCAUUAGGACUGGGCGCCGGUCUUCUUGGUUUAGGCCUCGGUGUCUCAAAAAGCAGCUCCUCUUCACAGGCUGUUGGAGUGGGUGGAGACGGAGGCAGCUUAAGUGGUACCACAGCAGCAGCGAAAUCAUCAGGAUUCGGAGGUUUUGGAGGUUCUGAGAGCCAAGCUUCAGCAGGGUCUUUGGGAGUUGGCGGAGGUGGCAGUGGAUUCAGCGCCUCUGAAGCACAGUCUUCAUCAGUUGGUCUGGGUGCCGGUUUAGGUGGCCUUGGCCUGGGGCUUGGCCUCUCUACAAGCCGUUCUUAA
Schistocerca serialis cubense is the source of this 2049-nucleotide messenger RNA. Its product is annotated as fibroin heavy chain-like. The record is from RefSeq and is a predicted model, not a curated record. NCBI's taxonomy places the organism in Eukaryota, Metazoa, Arthropoda, Insecta, Orthoptera, Acrididae. Bases 1 to 2049 code for a protein of 682 amino acids. The transcript has 2 exons.